Molecule: messenger RNA, 395 nt
Organism: Pararge aegeria (speckled wood butterfly)
Lineage: Eukaryota; Metazoa; Arthropoda; Insecta; Lepidoptera; Nymphalidae
Product: endocuticle structural glycoprotein SgAbd-8-like
Exons: 4
Coding region: 1-351 (116 amino acids)
Cellular component (GO): chitin-based extracellular matrix
Molecular function (GO): structural constituent of chitin-based larval cuticle
Source: RefSeq, a predicted model, not a curated record
AUGGCACAGCUGCUGUCGUUGACAGGGCUCCGUUGCCAGGACGCCAUUAUCAGAAGUGACUUCGAUGGGCCCCAUGACGACGGUUCUUACAAAUGGGCUCUGCAAACAGAGGGUGGUAUCUACCACGAACAGCGAGGGUCGUUGCAGGGCGGCGCUGCUGAACCCAGCCUCCUGGUGGAGGGACAGUACCAAUACACCGCUCCUGACGGACAGAUAAUCAACUUGCUGUACACGGCGGAUGAGAACGGCUUCCACCCCACGGGGGCCCACCUACCUACUCCGCCCCCCAUUCCCCCCCAAAUACAGCGCGCUCUCGACUACGUAGCCAGACUCGCUCGAAAUAAAGUUUAAGUUCAACAUGUUUGAAGAAAUACAAUUUUAAGUUUUUUUUAAAA